AAGUGCCAGUACCCAGUAUACCCAGUGCCAGUACCCAGUACCAAUACCAGUACCAAUAGCCCCGCUAGUACCUACACCGCGUGUCUUAUGGUCCGAGCGUGGUACUCUCCAAAGACUAUAUACCAUAAAGUGGUGUGCUGCGCGGGUGUUCACGUGCGAGCUCUUACGCGUCUCGUUCCGACAAUGUGUGUGCAAUAAAUGUGCGAUUUAUAUGACUUAUUUGUUAACAAACAAUCAUGUUUACACGGUUCGACGCGAAUAAGUCGACCAAAGGGGCCAGUAAAUUACGAAGAGACCUAAUAAACGCGGAAAUCGCUAAUCUUCGCGAGCUUCUUCCGCUGCCUCCAUCCACUCGACAGAGGCUUUCCCAGCUCCAGCUGAUGGCUCUGGUCUGCGUCUACGUCAGAAAAGCCAACUAUUUCCAGCAAGCUUUCAAAUGCCACGACGUCGCCGGAUUGCACCAGCCACCAACGCCCAACAUCGGAUUUUCAAAGGCGAUGAGCGGCUUCUUGAUGAUGAUGACGCAAAACGGCAAGCUUCUGUACAUCUCGGACAACGCCGCUGAAUAUUUGGGCCAUUCGAUGGUGAGUGUUCUGAAGGAGGAUCUGCUUAUACACGGAGACAGCGUCUACGACAUCAUCGACAAGCAGGAUCAUCAAGCCAUCCAAUGCGAGCUGGGACGGCCGGUGAAUUCUGGAAAUGGCGGUGGCGGCGGUGAAGAGGUGCGGCUGUUCCUGUGCAGGAUGAACGUGUCUAGAAAUGCCAGGAGGCAGAUGAGAUUCGGAGACCAAAAGGUGGUAUUGGUUCAGGGUCGGUAUCUGUCGUUCCUUCCACUCUGCAGCCGCAACGAGCCCGUCUUCUUGGCGACCUGCACUCCUGUCGCGAUGCCCGAAACGAGAGAGUGCGUCGUCCAGGGCGCCACCAACGUCUUCACCUCUAUCCAUUCCAUGGACAUGCGAUUUAUUCACAUAGACAACAACGGUGAAUUCUACUUGGGCUUUUCGCGAGAAGACCUACAGGGGGUAUCCUGGUACCGACUGCUGCAUUGGGAAUGUACGAGAGAAGCGCAGACUAAACAUAGAUUAAUUACUCAAUCGGAACAGGAACGCUCGUGCAUUCUGCUAGCGCAGUUCCAGCGGAGAUCGGGCGAUUGGAUCUGGAUGCAUUGCGUUCUGCAAGUGAAGGAAAGCUCGGAAAGCAACCAACAACCCGUCAUCGUUUGCACCAACCAAGUACUUAGCGAGGCCGAAGCUUUGGUGAUGAAAACCAAUAGUUGGCUCUACCAUUACUAUUCCGUCCAAAACAAAUUGCAAUAUGGAUUGGCCUACGAUGUAGGACCUCCGACGCGUCUCCUUUACUACCCCGAACAUCCUCAAGGGACGGACUUUGGUACUUCGCAUGAAGCUUCCGCCUACACUCAUCUAUCCUCCAUGCCUACUACACAUAACAUCACGCACCUGACCCAUCAUACAGGUCCGACUCAGGCGCACCACGGCCAGCAUCAUCAUCACCAUAGAAGAGCCGGCGACUCAGAGCCAGUUGACUACUCCUACAGCAAACGCAAACCCAAGGACCUCCAAAAUCUAGAACUGGAGGUUACGGAUGUCGAGACGUCCGCAGAUAUGAACGGAGGACGCGGUAGUGGCAGUGGCGGCGGUUUACUGGUCGUAUCGCACAUGACGGAAAGGCCGCCGCGGACGUUGUUAAAGAUCGAUCCAAGUGACUUAAUGGAUCAAUGGAAUCCGAGCCCGCCGUGGUCCGACACUCUUCAAAAGGUUCCCGAUCUGUGCCAUCAAGAACUAAGCCCUUACAUAGGCAGUGCACCACCAACACCAACAGCGACGCCUAGCACUCAUCAUGCGGGAAGUGCAUUCUCCUUCGACUGGAUGCCGGAGCAGUAUGUCCCCACACUGUCCGCUGCCAAUAUCUUAGCACCUGUCGAAGAUGUUGAUAGACAGAACUACUGGCCAUCAACAGAACAUCGCCUGUUUCCUCUGCAGCCGCCGCCGAAGCGCAACCAGCCACCACCUGGACGUUCGGAAUCUGCGGAUCGCGACACUCCUUAGCAUAUUGACACCUAGCAUAUUACUAUUAGUGCAAUAUUACUAGCUAAUAAUGCAAAGACUUUAGGGUCCCACACUUAGGAGCACAAUUACUUUAGUUUAAUUUGAACUCAAUCUCUUUCCUGUGGACAGAAGCUACCAAAUGAUUCCUACUAUUAAUUGUGUUCAUCCAGUGACCAACAAGCAAAAAAGUAAACAAUCAAAACAUAAAUAAUAAAGAAAACACACAUGCAGAUGGUUCCUUCAAAAUAACAUAUUGCAUAACUGAUGUGGUAAGAACCGUUUUGUGAUAGAUCAGCAACUAAACCACAGCAAAACAUCGGAAAAAAAAACGCAAAAGCAAACAAACAUAUGACGUAUACAGCUGAUUGUAAUUAAGUUCCUGUAAUUUCUAAGAGCAUAACUACUACACACAUCUACACUAAAAAACACAAUACACUUACAACAGACAGAACAUUCCCUUAUUUAUGCAAAAAGAUUUUAGGUAUUGACGUUCCGAGGGAUAGUCAAUGAAAUCCAAGUAUUAUUUAAGUUUCUUAAAGUUAAUUCAGUGUUUCCCAUGUUCUUUUUUACAAUACGGAAAAUCGGAAACACUGCGUUAAUUUAUACCAUACACGUACAUGUUAUAAUGAAAUUCUUUCAUGGCUAGUAGAAUCUCGAUUAUUAAAUAGGUAAAUCUCAUGAUUCAAAUAUACAAAGUAGUACAAGAAGACAUUCAUUAUUUGUUAUUAUUUACGCAUUGCUAUCAUAAUUAAAGCCAUUUUGGUUUAAAAAUUCACGGAACAGUUUCCUACCUUGUAAUAUUCGAUUAUGAGUAAAUUGCACUUUUUAAAGUUUUAUUACAAACUUCUGGCCAGAUACAUUUAAAACGAGCCGAAAGGAAAGUAAAAAAAACUUGUUAUAACAUAAAUGGUUUAUUGUAAUUCGCCAGCCAGGAUAAUAAAAAAUAUAUUUAGUUUAAUAAAUAAUUAUUAGAACUAUAUGGACGUUAUCUUUCAGAAUAUAUUUAAUCGAGAUUAUACUACGAGUAUAAAGUUAUAAUUUUAAGAGAACACUUUUAUAGUUGAACACAGUUCAACAUUAGGCAUGUAAAUGUAUCAGUAUUAUGUUUUUUUUUUUUAAUUAUUAUUU
Messenger RNA from Nicrophorus vespilloides, 3194 nucleotides. RefSeq names its product neuronal PAS domain-containing protein 4 (gene dysf). The transcript has 8 exons. Lineage: Eukaryota; Metazoa; Arthropoda; Insecta; Coleoptera; Silphidae. The record is from RefSeq and is a predicted model, not a curated record. Gene Ontology annotation, molecular function: RNA polymerase II transcription regulatory region sequence-specific DNA binding; DNA-binding transcription factor activity, RNA polymerase II-specific; protein dimerization activity. Gene Ontology annotation, biological process: regulation of transcription by RNA polymerase II. Bases 237 to 2066 code for a protein of 609 amino acids.